CCCGGGAGCCAGGCGUCGCCGACGGGGCGGGGCCGGGGCGGGCCGGGGGCGGGGCCUGCGCCGGCACCGGGUCUGCCGGGCGCUGGGCCAGCCGCGUAAACACCGCUGGAGCGGCGCGGCGGAGCAGGAUUGCAGAGUACCUUCAGGCUUCAAUUCCAGCUUAGAAGCCAGAGGAAUCCAUCCCAGCUGCUCUGUUCUCCUUCAGGAGCCAGGACAGAUUCCGAGAAGUAGCAUUUCAGGAUCAAAAGGGGAUCUCAGACCAACCACAGGGUAUUCAGGAGAAAGCACUGCUCAUUCUUUCACGCCCCCAUUCAGCGAGCAAGUUGUGCAGAGCAGUAAGUAAGUGUGCUAAGGCACUUGCGGAGGCAGGGCCAUGCUCACAUUCAUGGCCUCUGACAGCGAGGAAGAAGUGUGUGAUGAGCGGACGUCCCUGAUGUCGGCCGAGAGCCCCACGCCGCGCUCCUGCCAGGAUGGCCGGCAGGGCCUGGAGGACGGAGAGAGUGCCGCCCAGUGGAGAAGCCAGGAGAGUGAGGAGGACCAUGAGGACGAGGACCCUGACCGCUACGUCUGCAGUGGGGUUCCUGGGCGGCCGCCGGGCCUGGAGGAGGAGCUGACCCUCAAAUACGGGGCAAAGCACGUGAUCAUGUUGUUUGUGCCUGUCACGCUGUGCAUGAUCGUGGUGGUGGCCACCAUCAAGUCCGUGCGCUUCUACACAGAGAAGAAUGGACAGCUCAUCUACACGCCGUUCUCAGAGGACACGCCCUCGGUGGGCCGGCGGCUCCUCAACUCCGUGCUGAACACCCUCAUCAUGAUCAGCGUCAUCGUCACCAUGACGAUCUUCCUGGUCGUGCUCUACAAGUACCGCUGCUACAAAUUCAUCCACGGUUGGCUGAUCAUGUCCUCUCUGAUGCUGCUCUUCCUAUUCACCUACAUCUACCUCGGGGAAGUGCUCAAGACCUACAAUGUGGCCAUGGACUACCCCACCCUGUUCCUGACCGUCUGGAACUUCGGGGCGGUGGGCAUGGUGUGCAUCCACUGGAAGGGCCCCCUGGUGCUGCAGCAGGCCUACCUCAUCAUGAUCAGCGCGCUCAUGGCCUUGGUGUUCAUCAAGUACCUCCCGGAGUGGUCCGCCUGGGUCAUUCUGGGUGCCAUCUCCGUGUAUGAUCUUGUGGCUGUGCUAUGCCCCAAAGGGCCACUGAGGAUGCUGGUGGAAACCGCCCAGGAGAGAAAUGAGCCCAUAUUCCCUGCCCUCAUAUACUCAUCCGCCAUGGUGUGGACCGUGGGCAUGGCCAAGCUGGACCCUUCCUCUCAGGGAGCCCUUCAGCUCCCCUAUGACCCAGAAAUGGAAGAAGACUCCUAUGACAGUUUUGGGGAGCCCUCAUACCCUGACGUCUUUGAGCCCCCACUGCCUGGCUACCCGGGGGAGGAGCUGGAGGAAGAGGAGGAAAGAGGCGUGAAGCUUGGCCUCGGAGACUUCAUCUUCUACAGUGUGCUGGUGGGCAAGGCAGCCGCCACGGGCAGCGGGGACUGGAACACCACACUGGCCUGCUUUGUGGCCAUCCUCAUCGGUUUGUGUCUGACCCUCCUGCUGCUCGCCGUGUUCAAGAAGGCGCUGCCUGCCCUCCCCAUCUCCAUCACGUUCGGGCUCAUCUUCUACUUCUCCACGGACAACCUGGUGCGGCCUUUCAUGGACACCCUGGCCUCCCACCAGCUCUACAUCUGAGGGGAAGCGGGCCCCGUGGUCUGGAAGCUCUAGGAAAUGGCAACCGGAGGCAGCUGUAUAAUUUUACACUCUAGUGCCAUAUAUUUUUAAGACUUUUCUUUCCUUUAAAAGAAAAUGAGAAUGAAAAAGGGUUGUGUUAACUUCGUGAAGAGGAAGGACCAGCUUUGUGGUGCUAGAGGUUUUGUCACCGGGCGUGUCUCACCCCCUCGUGAGCACUCGCCUCACCGGCAGGAAACCCAAGAAGUCAGGCCAGAGGCGCUGAGGACAGUUCCGAGACGUGGGGGGCGCGGGGAAGGCCCCUUGCUCUCAACCCCCAGUCUGGCGUCCUCGGAGGAGGGCCCAGACAGAGGACAAGGCAAGGAUAUCUGGGACCGGGAGGCCAGGCCCGGGAUGGCACGUAGCGCCUGGUCACUCUGACUGGAGAGGAAAAGCCAAUUUUCUCUGCGAGGAAUGUUCCCAAUGCUUUGUCUAUGAUGUCAUCAUUAUUUUAUUACCUUUAGAGUCCUUGUCACGGCAGUCAUUGCUGGGAAGUGUCUUAAUAUCACCAUCAAUAAAUAGCCGAAUCCUGUCACA
Messenger RNA from Cervus elaphus (red deer), 2296 nucleotides. RefSeq names its product presenilin 2 (gene PSEN2). NCBI's taxonomy places the organism in Eukaryota, Metazoa, Chordata, Mammalia, Artiodactyla, Cervidae. Gene Ontology annotation, cellular component: apical plasma membrane; Z disc; nucleus. The transcript has 14 exons. Gene Ontology annotation, molecular function: aspartic endopeptidase activity, intramembrane cleaving. Bases 374 to 1723 code for a protein of 449 amino acids. Gene Ontology annotation, biological process: Notch receptor processing; intracellular signal transduction; calcium ion transport. The record is from RefSeq and is a predicted model, not a curated record.